Molecule: messenger RNA, 1240 nt
Organism: Toxotes jaculatrix (banded archerfish)
Lineage: Eukaryota; Metazoa; Chordata; Actinopteri; Toxotidae
Product: protein rapunzel-like
Exons: 3
Coding region: 56-1240 (394 amino acids)
Source: RefSeq, a predicted model, not a curated record
CAGCUGUUGGAGCUCAUCAGGCGUGAAGGACCAGCGGGGCCAUUUAUUUGAGAACAUGUCCAGUUCAUUGGAGAGGGUUGUGGCCCAGAAGAAGAAGGCCAUCGAGGCAGUGAUGGAAAUGUUUGAGAGGGGGGCCGAGGUGUUGGCCAGCACUGUAGGUGAGCUCUUCCCCCUCUGCGAGGCCGCUGCUCCAGUCCUCCGCCUGGCGUUAGAUAACGUCCAGAGCAAAGAGGUCUUCUAUGUCAAAGAGCAAUUCUUGACGGUGAAGAACAAGCUGGACGUGCUCUCCACACAACUGGAAGACAUUGACUGCGAGAUCAAGAAGGGGAGAUUGGACUCCCAGUACUUCUCCGUGGAAGAGAACAUUAGGAACCAGUUUAGGAAAUAUAUGGACAUCUUGGAGGCAAAACAACAGUUCAGGGAGGUGAAGACCAGGCUUUUUCUGGAGCACUUUGCUAAAACUGGAGGAGAGAAGAACCUAUUUGUGCUGUAUGAUGCGCUGAUGGGCACUAACACCUUUGGAGAGUCAGUUUUAGAGCUGGUAGAAAGGUAUGUGGCGAGGAACCGACGUCUCCUGGAAGAUUUCUGUGUCCGGAUGAAGGAACUCUUGUGUUUGGGCCUGAUUGCUCUGCUGGGCCACUGUGCCUUAACACGAGGCCAGGAGGAAGAAGAGGACAAAGUCCAAGAGUGGAGCAGCAAAAUUGAAGAAGUAGAGUCCAGGAUGAAGGCAACCAUUGAGUCCUGCAUUGCUUCCUUCCCAGAGCAAGCAAAGUUAGACGCCCAGCGACUCCUGCAAGAAAAAUCAGAAGACACCCUGCAAGAUACGACUCAGCAGCUUCUGGAGUUCUUAGUGAAAAAGUAUGAUUGGGUCAGCUGGUCAGUGAGGCUAAUCAACCAUUCAGGCAGCACCUACCGGAACUGGCGAGCAGGGGAGCACUUUCAUCACGUGGCGGGGCAGAACUGGUUCGAGGUGCUCCAAGUGAACAACAUAAACCUGGUGGUGUCGUACAGCACCAAACCCCAGCCGGUGCCCCGCGACUGCAUCCGACAGGUGAUGGAUGGUCAGGGGAAGAAGGGAAAUGCCCCGGCAGUGGUAGAGGUGUUGGAGAAGCAGCUGUGCGGGUUUGUUGUUCACGCCGUCAGUCGCCACAAGGAGUCUGCAGCUGCAUGGAGCUUUCCAGAAGAAUGUCACUACUGGGAGAGACACAAGAAUGUGGCAGUGUGUGUGCACUCUGAGUAA